AUGACGAACACGCACUUGAUUAGAGUUGCAGCAAGGCACUGGCAGAGGAGCAAGCGGGCUGCCGUAACAAGGCGUGAGCUCACUGCAGCAAGGCGUGAGCUCACUGCAGCAAGGCGUGAGCUCACUGCAGCAAGGCGUGAGCUCACUGCAGCAAGGCGUGAGCUCACUGCAGCAAGGCGUGAGCUCAGUGCAGCAAGGCGUGAGCUCAGUGCAGCAAGGCGUGAGCUCAGUGCAGCAAGGCGUGAGCUCACUGCAGCAAGGCGUGACCUCACUGCAGCAAGGCGUGAGCUCACUGCAGCAAGGCGUGAGCUCACUGCAGCAAGGCGUGAGCUCACUGCAGCAAGGCGUGAGCUCACUGCAGCAAGGCGUGAGCUCACUGCAGCAAGGCGUGAGCGCACUGCAGCAAGGCGUGAGCUCACUGCAGCAAGGCGUGAGCUCACUGCAGCAAGGCGUGAGCUCAGUGCAGCAAGGCGUGAGCUCACUGCAGCAAGGCGUGAGCUCACUGCAGCAAGGCGUGAGCUCACUGCAGCAAGGCGUGAGCGCACUGCAGCAAGGCGUGAGCUCACUGCAGCAAGGCGUGAGCUCACUGCAGCAAGGCGUGAGCUCACUGCAGCAAGGCGUGAGCUCACUGCAGCAAGGCGUGAGCUCACUGCAGCAAGGCGUGAGCUCACUGCAGCAAGGCGUGAGCUCACUGCAGCAAGGCGUGAGCUCAGUGCAGCAAGGCGUGAGCUCACUGCAGCAAGGCGUGAGCUCACUGCAGCAAGGCGUGAGCUCACUGCAGCAAGGCGUGAGCUCAGUGCAGCAAGGCGUGAGCUCACUGCAGCAAGGCGUGAGCUCACUGCAGCAAGGCGUGAGCUCACUGCAGCAAGGCGUGAGCUCACUGCAGCAAGGCGUGAGCGCACUGCAGCAAGGCGUGAGCUCACUGCAGCAAGGCGUGAGCUCACUGCAGCAAGGCGUGAGCUCACUGCAGCAAGGCGUGAGCUCACUGCAGCAAGGAGUGAGCUCACUGCAGCAAGGCGUGAGCUCACUGCAGCAAGGCGUGAGCUCACUGCAGCAAGGCGUGAGCUCACUGCAGCAAGGCGUGAGCUCAGUGCAGCAAGGCGUGAGCUCACUGCAGCAAGGCGUGAGCUCACUGCAGCAAGGCGUGAGCUCACUGCAGCAAGGCGUGAGCUCACUGCAGCAAGGCGUGAGCGCACUGCAGCAAGGCGUGAGCUCACUGCAGCAAGGCGUGAGCUCACUGCAGCAAGGCGUGAGCUCACUGCAGCAAGGCGUGAGCUCACUGCAGCAAGGAGUGAGCUCACUGCAGCAAGGCGUGAGCUCACUGCAGCAAGGCGUGAGCUCACUGCAGCAAGGCGUGAGCUCACUGCAGCAAGGCGUGAGCUCACUGCAGCAAGGCGUGAGCUCACUGCAGCAAGGCGUGAGCUCACUGCAGCAAGGCGUGAGCUCACUGCAGCAAGGCGUGAGCUCACUGCAGCAAGGCGUGAGCUCACUGCAGCAAGGCGUGAGCUCACUGCAGCAACGCGUGAGCUCACUGCAGCAAGGCGUGAGCUCACUGCAGCAAGGCGUGAGCUCACUGCAGCAACACGUGAGCUCACUGCAGCAACGCGUGAGCUCACUGCAGCAAGGCGUGAGCUCACUGCAGCAACGCGUGAGCUCACUGCAGCAACGCGCGCCAGCGCGCUUGGCGCCGGCGCGCUAUGCGCCAGCGCGCUAGGCGCCAGCGCGUUUGGCGCCAGCGCGUUAGGCGCCAGCGCAGCAAGCGCCAGCGCGCUAGGCGCUAGCGCGUUAGGCGCCAGCGCUCUAGGCGCCUGCGCAUUAGGCGCCAGCGCGCUAGGCGCCAGCGCGUUUGGCGCCAGCGCGUUAGGCGCCAGCGCGUUAGGCGCCAGCACUCUAGGCGCUUGCGCAUUAGGCGCCAGCGCGCUAGGAACCAGCGCGCUAUGCGCCAACGCGCUAGGCGGCAGCGCGCUAGGCGCGCUCUAG
This is a messenger RNA of Closterium sp. Naga37s-1, 1980 nucleotides long. Lineage: Eukaryota; Viridiplantae; Streptophyta; Zygnematophyceae; Desmidiales; Closteriaceae. The record is from the annotation of a GenBank genome assembly.